CGAAUAUGAACGAGCAUAGUAGAAAACGAAAGCGAGAAGCUUAUAUUCUCUCAAGGAAAAUAGUACAAGAAACGGAGACUAGAUUUUUCUAAUUUAUCAUUAUUAUUGUUAAUUUUGUUACAUUUUCUAUUAACGUUUCCUGAACAAACAGAGAAAAUCGAAAACCGAUUUUACAUUGAACUUAUGAACGUAAUACAAGCAAAAAUAUAAAAAAAUAUGUACCGACUGAAUGAAAAACUCUUUAUUUUUAGUGAUUUGACUCGCGUUGAUCUUGCCAAUGGCGCCAACGCAUGCGCAUUGCAUUCAAAUCAUCCAGCGCUGGGCGAACAUCCAGAGAAAAUACUGGCUGACCGCCAUCAUCUGGUGCCUCGUAAUAAUCAAUUAUAUAACGUACAAUCUGAUUAUCUUUUCGUUGAACAUACCAAUCAUGCCUGUCAAACGGACCUUCACUCGUACCCCAGCGACCAGGAAACAUACGUCCAAGCAUCAUAUACCACAUGGCUCGGGGACUCUUUUUACUAGCAUUACCUUCAAAUCGCAAUAAUUUGGGGUCUGUAUUUUGUCCGCUUGACUGCUCCCAGGCUUGGAUCUCUUUCCAUGCACCCUCGUUCAAAAAAUUGUGAAUUUCUACCAUCAUGGGCACAUUCUCACCGCUAUCACGGUAUCCCUUCCGCCACAUGGCAUUAUACAUCUGCUGUGGCGAGGGGUACUUCCAUAAGUCUCCGUCUGCUUUUGGGAUGCUACUCGUGGACCGGUUCGUACCCAAAUUUACCACUUGAUCUCUGGUUGCCUUUUGUGAUAUAUCUUUGUACAUCAAGUUAUCCGGAUUCAUCUCGGAGGAACCACCCUCUUGCUUGCCCCAUAACCAGCUAGACCAGCUUUCCUUAGAUGAGGUGCCUUGUGACAUGGGACAUUCAGAGGGAUAUGUUUGUCGUUGCUGUUGUUCAUGCUUCGGCUGUUCACGCACUUCCACGGGCUUCAAAAACGAAAACCAAGACGAGCUUUCCUCGCUGUUAUUCUUUUGUUUGGACAUAGGACAUUCCGAAGGAAUUGUUUCCAUUUCCGGAGCGACCGCAAUUGUACCUUUGUUUUCUCGAACAUCCUGUCUCCAUCCAAACCAAGAUAAUGGUCCACGUUUCUUAUCCGCUUCUUCACGCUGGGCAUGCAUGGGGCAUUCUGGAGGAAUCUGUUGAGAAUUCAAUUCAUUAGUGCGACUUUGUCCGAUUGUUGACUGUGAAGUUGGUCCCACGGGCGCACUAGUGGUCCAUAAAGUUUUCAACCACGAUGACCAAUUAUCAGUAUCUCGUGGCAUCUCUUGCUGCUGUUGCUGUGUAUAUGCGCGAUGGUCAAUGGGACACGACCUUGCGUUCGGGGAUUCUUGGUCACUCAUUUCAGAACUGGGUAUGUGUGGAUUUCAAAAUGACAGAUUCAGCGAAAACGAAAAAAACCUAGAAAUCAGAGAUGGGAGGAACAGGAAAGAAAAAAAAAUCGGUUAAAAUUACGAAAAUUGGGUCCAAUUUCCUGUGCGAUGAGAAAAAUUCUCUUUUUUAUACAAGACGCAUUCGUGUGGUGACUUUUCAACAGAUUCGCUCUGCUCUGUUCUUUUGCAAGCAUCAAAAAAUAAUGGACCCAAACGCGCUGCAAAAUGAGUGGAUUGCGUACCGUAAGGAAAUGUACUGCUUUGGAACGUCUCAAUAGGAACCUUCCUUUUUUCUAGGAUAACGUAUGGCAACACGGUGCAUUAGUAAAUGAAAAGAACGAGCGAGCAAUUGAUCAAAGAAGCAAUGAUACAGUGGUACAUUAUUAUAGGAGUUUCUUACCUUUUUUUUUCUUGCAGGAAGUCCGUGAACAGAAGAAACAUGGGAAUCAACGAUCAACUCCAUUUCUUCGCUUUCCAAUCAUAACCAGAUCAUCUUCGCUUAUGGCUUGCAUGAACACUCCCCGCAAAAAAGGAAAAGUAAAAAGAUAUUUUGUGGUUUUUAUUCCUUUAUGGGCCAGUUUGUGAAGUGUUUCAAGGUCAUUCACUCUUCGCAUCGUUGUUAGCGAUCUUGAAAUAGCAUCUUGACUAUUGAAUACCGACCAUUUCCCUGCGCUAAAGUCCUCCCAUUUAUAAACACUUAAAGUCGCUAAAGUCAUGGUUAACGAGGCCACCAAUCCUUUAAACAGCGAAAAUCGGCUCCCAUCCCCUUGCAAAGUAGGAAAAUGAAAAAAUAACUUCCAAGUUGUUUUGAAACUGAUUUUCGUGUACUCUGUUUAUGGAAAUUUUUCUUUCUCUUUCUUUCCUUUACUCAUUUAUUUUUUUUCUAUUUGGACCCCGUGCUUUUUGCACUUUCACUGUUUUUAUAAGUAACAUCAACAUUCCAAUACAGACAUUCCCAUAUAUGCCUUUUUUCUAGGUUCCUUCAAGUUCACCAGCCGAAAGCAAUAUUCUCUUACGAAGUGUUAUGCAUUCGUUAUAAUUAUCUCCUUCGGAGCAAAAGAAUCUCAACCAUCCGACAACCUCCUCUUGAAAGUACAACCUGCUUAAUUCGGUCUUUUAAAAGGUCUUUUGAUUCGGGAUUUAUUACUUGGUUCUACAACAUACCGCUCCCCUUUUGUAAAAUCUUUGACUGAAGGACGGGUAUUCGACAGGACUUUGCUUUUUCGAACACUUUCUUUAAUUCUUUUUUGGCUUUUUUUGGUUUAUAUAAUCUAAAUUUCGAGUUGUAUUUUGCAAAACUUUCUGUACCUUUUUCUAUAAACCGUAGCUUUUGCUCUCUUAUUCAUUCAUUUUUACCAUGCCUGAAGCUAAAUUAGCAGCCCAUAGCGAAUUCCAAAGGAUUAGGGAUGACCCCAGUUAUAUCCUCUUGCAGCCAUAUAAAUCAGAGGAGAACCGAUCGUUGAUCGCCAACUAUGUCCGCCAACAAGCCCUUGCUUUUUGCCCUUACUACUAUGUCGAAAAGUCCGGCAAGGGCUCUGUCACUUUUUUCUAUCCUACUGAACUACUAUGUGGUUACAGAAACAUUUUACACGGAGGAUUCAUUGCUUCUAUGCUUGAUGAAGCUUUGGCUUUCGGUAUUUUCGGUAACUUUGCAUCCCGCCUAGGCGUCACUGUUCAACUUGAUGUAACUUAUGUGGCCCCUUCUCUGUGCUCAAACCUUUAUAAAGUGGUGUGUAACACUAGCAAAGUGGAAGGAAGAAAGGGUUGGAUAUCCGGUGAGCUCUAUCGCCUCACUGAAGGUGAAGAGCCCAUACUAUGCGCAAAGGGUUCUGGCUUCUUUAUUGAACCUGCCAAACUCAAUUUAGAGAAACAUUUGUAAAUGAGAAUCAUAAAUAUCCUUCCUCGUGUGAUUCGAUGGCUUUUGUUUAUUGUUUUUCUUGCUUUUCUGUUUCCUUAUUAUGUGGUUCCUACAGGUCAUACAUCGAUGUAAGUUUAACAAGACGGAGCUCUUCUUCUUUUGGUUUUUUAUAUUCACGGACAACCAACCCAUGUAAUUGUUUCCUUGUUUAAUGAAUAUCAGAAAAAUUCAUCAACCAAAAAUUGAUUGGAUUCAUUAUCCUAACUCUAAAGUAAUCCGUUUUUCCCUAGUAAAAGUCGUCAAAACAGUAAGUAGUCUGUAUCGACAUUGUCUGCUCAAUUUAGUGUACCAAGCGAAUAUCCACUUUUUGUUUUCCUGAAUGCUCAUCACGUACUGUUCCUACACGCACACGCACUUUUUGAAACAUUUGAACUUCAACAAUCUUUGGUUUCGGUGGAUCUCGAAUUUCAACUUUGAGCAUAUACUUAUCUUCCAAAAAUUCAACAUUUGGCUCCAACAUGUUCGUCAUGCUCUUUGUGUAUACAAUACCUUCAAGACCAAAUUUGGCAAUAAAUACAACAAAACCAUUCUUAAAAACCUUAAUUACAUAUGCAUCUUCUUCAGCAAUGCCUCCUUUGAGCGCCUGUCCAACAUAAUACUCAACACUAGCACGACCUGCCAUUUGCGCCAUGCGAUGUCGAUAAUUUAUUCCAUUGCUAAUUUCAAUCAAGCGUUGUUUGUCACUGAUUGAAGGAUGCAGCACUUCGUAGUCAAUAGCUGCAGCCAGUUGUCGAUGUGCCAACACGUCUGCAUAACGACGAAUAGGCGAAGUAAAAUGUGUAUAAAUACUCGUCGCUAAACCAUAAUGGCGGAAAUCGGGAGCUGCAAUCGUACCAGAACAGAAGUAUUCGGCGGAUAACAUACAGCGCGUUGUCAAGAUACGCAGUAAGGUAUUAAAGUAGGGUUCUUUGGGAUCCACACACUCAUCCAAAGAUUUUGCCAAAGCCUUUGAUGUAUCACAUUUAAGAUGCAUUCCCUUGCAAACUUGCAAAAUAUCCUGCAAGGAAUCAAAGUUUGAGAGAGGCGGUGCUGCGUGUCGACGGAGAACAGCAGUUUGAGGAAAUGUGUCGUAAAUUUUUUGAGCAACAGAAAUAUUUGCUAGUAACAUAAACUCUUCGACAAGAGAGUUAGUUUCAAGAAGUUGUUUAAUCUCAACAUCCAUGGGAUCCGAUGUUUCGCUAUCUGUUUGAAUUCGCACUUCAGGACUCGCCAAAUUCAAAGCACCCUCAUCCAUUCUUUUUUGUUUUAUCUUCUUAGAUAGUUUUAGCAAGAUACGCAUGCUUUGAGUUAAUGGAUCUUGCAUUUUUUCAUCAUCAAUCCGAGCUUGUGCAUCCGCAUAACUGAAUGCAUCUUUAGAAGCAAUUACAGAUUUCGUAAAUGAAACGUUAACGACAUCAGCAUUUUCGUCCAUCUCCCACAGACAUGAAAAUGCAAAUCUUUCUACGUAUGGACGCAAAGAACAUAGAUCAGUACCCAGUAGCAUAGGAAGCAUAUCAAUACGUUUAUCAACUAAGUACACAGUGGUACCACGAGA
Molecule: messenger RNA, 4872 nt
Organism: Schizosaccharomyces cryophilus OY26
Lineage: Eukaryota; Fungi; Ascomycota; Schizosaccharomycetes; Schizosaccharomycetales; Schizosaccharomycetaceae
Exons: 1
Coding region: 2778-3299 (173 amino acids)
Source: RefSeq, a predicted model, not a curated record